Molecule: messenger RNA, 293 nt
Organism: Aspergillus vadensis CBS 113365
Lineage: Eukaryota; Fungi; Ascomycota; Eurotiomycetes; Eurotiales; Aspergillaceae
Exons: 1
Source: RefSeq, a predicted model, not a curated record
UUCCCUCCAGAAACUAAGACCUUACACUUGUCAUUAAUAAAAACUACCCUAGAUCUGAUACUGACAAUACCGUUUAAUAAUAUAAUUGAUAAAGUCAACCACAAAGACUCGAAUAUGCUGGAGCAACAGCUUAAAGCAGUAUUCAAGAUUAAUAAUUAUAAUCUUUUAUUAUAAAUAAACACAAGAUAAAUACUAGAGUACUGCUAUUCACUCCUCACUUACUAACUUAAGCCAGAUUAAAAAUAUCAUAAUAAUCACACAUGCUUUUACUAAGAUAGAUACCAGCCAAGUAA